ACAUCCGGGCUUUUCCCUCUAAAAUCCAGUAUGGCGGGCGACGUGUAGUCCAAAAGUGAAUAAUUACCGUCAAAAGACACGAGAAAUUUUCUAUAUUCUACUGUUAAUGCUACAUUAGACAUUUCUUGGGGACUACUCAUGUAACUCGACUAUCAGAAAAUGCAGAAUGGUGGGCAAAAGAAGGUCGCAGUCGUCCGAAAAGAUGGGAAAAUUAGCGAGAGUCCGAAGGCAGCCGUGACUGCGUUGGAGAGGUUGGACAAGGCGCAGCUGCUUGCGUUCCAGGCUCAAGACUUAAUUUCCGAUUUGUCUGGAAGUGAAGAAGGAGAAGUGUCAGAAGUUGAAUCUUUCAUACUGGAUCCAGACGAGUUACAGUUUGACAGUUCGGGCAACCCGGACCUCAGGGCCGUGGACCCAGAUACCCUCGAAGCUCUCUUAGAAGCUGCGGCAGGGAUAGACAAGCUGACCACCGCCGAUGGCAAAGCGUUCACCGACCCUGAGAUCUUGGGCAAGUUAACAUCCUCGGUCAGCUCGGCCUUGGACGAGGCGGAGGCUGCCCUCUACCGGAUGCGGUCAGAGAGUGGAGGCAAUCAGGCAAACCAGGGGGCUGAUGGCCAAGCCUAUGCCGACGCUGAAGAUGACCCAGCAGCCCUUAAGAGCAUCAAUGAAACCACGGAAGAAGGCGAGAGUCUCCUGUCACUUGCCUGCUCUGGAGGUUACUUUGAGCUAGCCCAGGUUUUACUGAAGAUGAAUGCGAAUGUGGAGGAUCGAGGCAGCAAGGGAGACUGCACACCCUUAAUGGAGGCAGCCAGUGCUGGUCAUGUGGACAUCGUUAAGCUGCUGAUAGAUUAUGGAGCUGAUGUCAAUGCUCAGUCAUCAGCAGGUAACACCCCCUUGAUGUAUGCAUGCAGCGGUGGCCAUGAGGAGGCUGUCAAGGUUCUCUUAGACCAUGAAGCCAACAUUGAAGACCACAAUGAGAACGGUCACACCCCACUCAUGGAGGCAGCGAGCAGCGGUCACGUGGGCAUUGCUAAGGUUCUGCUGGAGCGAGGAGCUGGAAUUAACACCCACUCUAAUGAGUUCAAGGAGAGUGCACUGACACUUGCCUGCUACAAAGGUCAUCUUGAGAUGGUUCAGUUCUUGUUGGAGGCCGGUGCGGAUCAUGAACAUAAGACUGACGAGAUGCAUACCGCCCUCAUGGAGGCAUCCAUGGAUGGUCACGUUGAGGUGGCACGUCUCUUGUUGGACCAUGGUGCUCAGGUGAACAUGCCAGCAGAUAGCUUUGAGUCACCUUUGACCUUAGCAGCCUGCGGGGGUCACACCAAGCUUGCUGACCUCUUGAUAGAACGAGGUGCCAACAUUGAGGAGGUGAAUGAUGAGGGUUACACGCCACUCAUGGAAGCAGCAAGGGAAGGACAUGAAGAGAUGGUAGCACUACUCAUGGCGCAAGAUGCCAACAUCAAUGCUCAAACCGAGGAGACCCAAGAGACAGCGCUGACCCUAGCCUGCUGUGGUGGAUUCCUAGACGUGGCUAAAUUCCUGAUUGACGUGGGAGCCGAUAUCGAGCUGGGCUGCUCCACUCCACUCAUGGAAGCAGCACAAGAAGGACACGUGGAGCUGGUCAAAUUCCUACUCAGUAAAAAUGCCAACGUGCGUGCUGUCACAGCUACCGGAGACACGGCUCUGACUUACGCCUGUGAGAACGGCCACACUGACGUCGCUGAUGUACUACUAGCUGCCUGGGCAGACCUGGAGCAUGAAUCGGAAGGUGGUCGCACCCCGCUCAUGAAGGCUGCCAGGGCUGGUCACUUAUGCACUGUGCAGUACCUCAUUACCAAAGGUGCGGAGGUCAAUCGUGCAACAUCAAACAACGACCACACGGUGCUGUCAUUAGCCUGCGCCGGGGGCCAUCUCAGCGUGGUGGAACUCCUGCUGGAACAUGCUGCCAAUCCAUCCCAUAAACUCAAGGAUAACUCCACCUGUUUGAUUGAGGCGGCCAAAGGAGGUCACUCUGGGGUCAUGUCACUCAUCCUCAACUAUCCAAACAACUUAGUGACCACACCCGUACCCCUAGAGGGCACAGUCACGCCCCCUACGCCCGAGCUGGGGGAGGUAUCCCGGGUGCCAACCCAAGCCCUACCAACAGUGGUACCUCCUCAGAAACCUGACGAGCAUCCCGAUGAGACGCAGUUGCCUCUGAACCAGGGUUCCCUGCUGCUGGCUCAAGCAAUGGCUGAGCCUUUGGUAAACCGAGAUCCAACACACCAAAGAAUUCCAAGCACCGCUUCCCUGACUGAGGAGCCGGGGGCAGAUGCUGUCCCUGUCUCUACCACCGCUCCAUCUCUAGUCUCCCCACUGGGGCUUGGUAAGCCCCACCCUGACGUCCAGAUUGCCAAAGAGCAGCUGCUUGAGAAGCAGAAGCAGUUUCGGGAGCUGCAGAAGAUCGAGUGGGAUUUCAUCCAGAAGGAUUCGGUGGUAGAAGCGGAAUUGGAAUCCACCGAUGGAGAAUCCGCUACCAAUCGAGUCCCUAGCCCCAGCGACGCUCCAUCCAGUGAUGUCGCCUCACGUCUAGCAGCAGAAGCCAACAAUAACAAGUCUCCCAAAGGGGUUCGCGAAGCAACUCCAGGCUCCCCGAAUGCAGAUGUCUUAGCCACAGAUAUUGACGACUCGGCCUUGGAUCUACGGGAGAUCAAAAUCAACCAGUUCAACAAGGAAGCACUUGCGCUAAGUCCCGACCUCCCCGAGCAGAGACUAUCCGCCCAGGGCAUGGAAGCUGAAUCCCAAACUCCAACUCCAGAUCUCCCUGCUGCAAGUCACUCCUCUGUAUCUCCCCUUUUCAGCUUGGAAGAUCUCGGUUUAUCAAGAGAUCCCCAAGAUGGCCACUCUCCUAAACUAGAAGCCUUGGCCAACCGGCAAUCUCCAACUAACCACCAAACCGCGGCUCCUCUGACUAAAGAUGCAAGCAGCCAGAUGGCCCCACUUACCCCAGCCUCCCUACCGGACGUCCAGAGUCUUCUACCCACAGGGGAGGAUCUCUCCUUCAUCUCUGUCACUGAAUGUGUCACAGGGUCCACUACAGGUGUUGACAGACUUGCUGACAUCUCGUCACAAGAGAGGGAGAGUGGAGUUGGAGAAGAGGCACAGAAUGGUUUGAUGGUGGCAUCAUCGGUGUGUGCUGUGGCUGAGACUAUUGAUGCUCAAGCACGCCCAGAGUUACCUCCCAAGCCCUGGAAGGCACCUCCCCAGACCCAAUCUGUGGGCACCCAGUGUGGUUCCUCCCUCACCUGUCGCGUGACCCCUCCACUCACCCUCAGCACCUCCACUGCCUUCCCUACACCGGACCCUGUCCAUCAUCCCUCCCCGUCCUCCCCUAACAUCCUCUACGUGCCGCAGUUCACCCCUCACCCACCUGUUGAGGUGGACGCGCAGACGGAGAGCAAUCAUGACACGGCGUUGACAGUCGCCUGUGCUGGUGGACAUGACGAGCUGGUCCAGAUGUUGCUGGAGAAGAGUGCAAACAUGGAACAUAAGGACAAAAAAGGUUUUACCCCUCUCAUCCUGGCAGCGACCGCUGGCCACUGCAAGACUGUCGAGAUUCUCCUUGACCAUGACUGUGACAUCGAAGCCCAGUCAGAGAGGACCAAGGACACCCCGCUCUCCCUGGCUUGCUCGGGAGGAAGAUACGAGGUGGUGGAUCUGUUGUUGGCCCGUGGAGCCAACAAGGAACACCGUAACGUGUCUGACUACACCCCACUCAGCCUGGCUGCUUCAGGAGGCUUUGUUAGUAUCAUCAAGCUGCUGCUCAGAUACGGAGCUGAGAUUAACUCCAGAACCGGCAGUAAGCUGGGCAUAUCUCCCCUGAUGCUGGCCGCAAUGAACGGCCACACCGCAGCAGUCAAACUCCUACUAGACAUGGGCAGUGACAUCAAUGCUCAGAUCGAGACCAAUCGUAACACAGCGCUGACCUUGGCAUGUUUCCAAGGUCGCACAGAGGUCGUGAGCCUGCUGGUUGAUCGCAAAGCUAACGUGGAACACAGGGCUAAGACGGGUCUGACCCCCCUCAUGGAAGCAGCUUCUGGCGGCUACGCAGAUGUAGGGGCGGUCCUAAUUGACAAAGGGGCGGACGUCAAUGCCGGUCCCGUACCUUCCUCCCGCGAUACCGCCUUGACCAUCGCAGCAGACAAGGGGCACUAUCGCUUUGUGGAGCUCCUGCUGGAACAUAUGGCUGCUGUGGAUGUCAAGAACAAAAAGGGCAAUUCUCCGCUAUGGCUGGCAUGCAAUGGUGGUCAUCUGGACGUGGUGCAGCGACUGAUCCAUGCAGGAGCCGACAUCGACAGCCAAGACAACCGCAAAGUCUCCUGCCUGAUGGCUGCAUUCAGAAAGGGGCACGUUAAAGUAGUACGAUGGAUGGUGCGCCACGUGAACCAGUUCCCCUCAGAUGCUGAGUGUAUGAGAUACAUAGCUACCAUCUCAGAUAAGGAGCUGUUGAAGAAGUGCCACCAGUGCAUGGAGAUCAUCGUAGCAGCAAAGGACCGACAGGCUGCGGAGGCCAACAAGAACGCUACUAACCUACUGGAAGAACUAGAGUCAGAAAAGACACGAGAGGAGAGCCGCAAAGCCCAGGCUGCCAAACGACGAGAGAAGAAAAAGAAGAAACGCAAAGAGAAGCAGCAGAAAGACGUUCCUGAUGACCCUGACCCAGAUAUGGACCAAGACCAGGAGAGAGAGGACAGUACACCAAGCCCUACCAUCAAUAUGGAAGAACCAGUCCCGUGGGAGCCUCCCUCAGCAACAACCACCACCACCAUCGGUAAAGUUUGCACCACCGACGUCCCGGCCAUCUACACCAUGCCAGGGCCCAAGAAGGGAAAGAACACCAAGCUAGUCCUUAGCAGCAACACCAGCGGCAGCAACAACUACAGUAGCAAUAGUAACAACAGCAGCAGCGGCAGUAAUGCAGUUAAGAACUUACCAGCGACAACCAACGGAACCAAAUCAGCUGUGGUCAGCUCACCUGCCACCUCUUCAAGUUCCAAAGAAACAGCGUCCAGCAGUGGUGACUCCAGGAAAGAUCGCGUCCGGGCUCGGGCCAAAUCCCGCGGCCAAGACCCCAAUGAAUCUGACAGCAGGAAGAGAGUACGUAACAGCCUGAUGGACACGGAGGAGAUGGACAGCAAGGAGUGUGUGGCUCCCAAAAAAGAAAGGGAAAGAGAUAAGGGGCGGGAUAAGGAGAGACGAAAGAAGGCGGGGAAAGAUGGCAAGCAUGCUGACCAUCCCUCUGACCACAGCCAUAGCAGUAAGAACUCUCCCAGAGGUGGCAGUGGAGACGUCACAGGUUCCCCUAAUCCCAAGAACCCACCAGGCACCGGAGCCAGCCCCAAGAGGGGACAGAAGAGGGACGAAGGAUGGAAGGAAGUUGUCAGAAGGUCCAUCUCCUCGUUCAGGUCCAAGAAAGUCAACGUCCCUGCAUCGGCAAUCAGUCGUCUGAUCGGUCGAGGAGGAUGCAACAUCAACGCCAUUCGGGAGGUGACUGGGGCUCACAUUGAUGUGGAUCGGCAGAACAAGGGCGGCGAGAGGACCAUUAACAUCAAGGGUUCUGCUGAUGCCACUCGCCAAGCCCAUCAGCUCAUAGCAGCCCUGAUCAAAGACCCAGAUCGUGACAUUGCUGACAUCCUACCAAAGGUCAAGAAGGUGACAUCCUCUCACCAGUCUUCAUCUAACACCGCCACCUUCACCAUCUCCAAUUCUCACUCAGCCACCAAGUCCGCAACGGCAACCUUGUCGGCUGUCAAGGUCUCAGCAAAAGGCAUGACCUCCGCCGACACCAAAGGGGUGAAUCUGUGGAUUCCGCAAUCAGGGGUUGUCCGUCCUCCCUUAUCCAUCGCCAACAGUGUGGCCCAUCACGCGCAAUUCUCCCAAGCAGUAUUUGCCAAGGCACUACAGCAGCCCUUGCAGUUCCGUGCUCCCGGAGCACCGCUGGCUCAGUUCCAGGGCGGGUUCCCUUUAACCCGCCAGGACUUAGCAGGAGGUACCAUCUCAGGCUGGGGUGCCAUCCCAGUCAGGAAUGUGGUACCUGUAUCGGGAGCUCCUAGACGUCCCAGUCCUAGUCAUCCAGGACCACGCUUCCCAACAGCCACUACAGCCACUGGAGGAAGUCCAUCUGCUGGAUCUGUCACCAUCACCAGUUCCGUCGGAUCGUCCCCCCGCUCGGCAGCAAGGCAGCUUUUCCCUCCUACAUCAUCCACAAGCGGUCCCACACCCGUCAGCAGUGCGGAGUACCAGCCAAUAACCCAAAGAUCCAGCUCCGCAACUGCCCCAUCAUCAUCAGCCUCGUUCGCCUCCAAGAUCUCUGACACCAAGAUGGCUAGCGUCAGACCUCAGAGUCUGAUGACCAUGGCGUCCAUGUCUCAACCUACAGUCACUGCUCCGACCACCAAGACAUCAGUUAUUGCCCGGCCACCUCAACCACGCCAACCAAACCCCACCCAGUCAGGCUAUCAGCAGGUCCAACACCAGCAACAGCCACCAGCACCACAACAGCAACAACAACAGCAGCAGCAACUAAGCCAAGCCAGUCGUACCAUCACUCCCUCCACCACCUCUACCACCACCACCUCCACCCAGUCCUACCCCAACUUCAAUUUCCUAACCCAGUCCCACAGCACCGGUUUCUGGGGCACGGGUGUGACCCAGCAUCCCAACCGACCUGAAGCAAAUGGCGAGUAUCGCCCUCCUACCCCACCCAGCGUCGAGAUGUCCAAAGCCCCUGGCUACAACCGCAACUCCCACAUGAAUCCCACCCCUCCACAACCGCUACAACCACCAGCAACCUCCAUCCCUAACCCGUAUUUCAACGCCCACAACUACCCAGUCCCGAACCCCCAAAAUUCCUUCACCCCCAACCAGCAGUUUGGUGUCAACAUCAAUCAGACCCUCCCCCCUGACCAACCUGAUUACCCCUCUCCAAUUGGCUCUACCCUCAACGCAAAUGCCCGUCAGUUUACCCCCAUCGCUAACCCCAACCCCUCCCCUACCCCACCCAACACCAUGAUGUCUAGCAGCAGCUCGCCCAUAUCCCCUGGAGCCUCACCUCGUUCAGCAACUACUACGCCUAGUCCGGUCACCAUGGCAACUGACCAGCCUCCGGCCCCGCCUCCAGCAGCCAUUGGUCAAGAUCGUCGCUUACCAAUUCCCAUUGGCAAUGAGCGUAGUCGCGUGCAGCGCAAGACACCUGUCAACUUUGUUGGUGUCCCUGUUGGUGAUCUUGGUAAUCCUGUUGGUACACCGGGGAAUAGCAUCUGGGCUUACACACCAGGGAGCGGUGGUGACUGGAUCCCAAGUACCAACUUGGAGGACUUACCAGGCACAGCAGCUAACGGGAUGCCUAACUUCCCCCAUGAGGCACCGCCGAGAGAGGACAGCUUCCAAAUGCACAUGACACCUGUCAGUCCAUAUGGUGAGCAACACGAGCCAAUGUCCGGCAUGCAUCAUAACAUGGCCAUGGGCGAUGUGGGAGGGGUGCCAGCUCAUGGAAUGGCAGAAGCGGUCUGGAACCCUGGAGCCACCAUGCAACUUGAUGGCACAAAUCCAAAGGUGUGGGGAGCAUGGAGCCAGUCUGCAAUGUGACAUGAGGUCACUUCUCCAUCCGCUGCCAUAGAGGGCGCUGUUUGGCACAGCCAGGGCAUACACCAGAGAUAGUCGAGUUAAGUUUUCUUAGAUGCUCAGCAGCCGUCCUGUAAUGCUAUCUGGUUUGUUGUCUAACCCGCCAAACAUUUCAAAUGACAAUUAGGAGAAAUUAAAAAAAAUUGAACGAGCCUUGAGAGAAAAAUUCUCAUCGAUUCUAUGAAAUUUAAAAUUAUAAAAGGCUAUUAAGUAAUUUUUGGUUGUGCAUCAUUCAAAGUAUACGCAUUAAAAAUUUUGUUUUUGAAACAAUGAAUACGUGCAAAACCUUUUUCAUAUUUUUUUUUAUAUUUGACAUUUUUGUAUCUGAAAAGAAGACGGGCUACUCACACUAAAAAUUGUCAUUUGUGUUGAAAUCUAAUUUUAUUUUUUAUUUUGGGAAGUUGGACGACGGAUUCAGGUUAGACACAUUCCAGUUAAGCAUUAGAGGAUGCACUGUUAUGGCUUUGGAUGGGUACCUUUAUGGAUUUGUAUUUGAGGUCAGUAUCUAUGAGACAGGGCACCAGCCUUGUCUCCCAACUAUUUAACCGUUUAUCCCAAUGUUCCCAGUAUGUUAGAUAAACACGAUAGUCGAAUUCACAUUUCUUGAGUGAUUUUUAUAGCGAAUCUCACAAAUUUUACUAGAAUUGUUAAACAAAAAUCCACCCAACCCCUCAAUACCAGAGUAGAGAAUGAUAUUUGUAGCAAUGAUUUUUUGUUUUUAUUUUGGGGCUGUGUAUGGAAUUAAUGAGUAUGACCUUUGACCUUAAGUAGUCGAAGCAAGUGGCCACUGGAACAUUUAAUGUGACUUUUAUUUUAUUCCGAAUUAGACAAAAAUGAAACUGCCUUUCCGACAACAAACUUGUCCCCUCUUAUGUUAAUGAGACCCGCCAAAACUUGUAGCAAGUAUUGGAAGAGAAUGUUCCAUUAUGAGAUUAGAGGGGUGAUCACUUUGAUGCAAGGCAAUUAGACUGUUUUGUUGAUUGAUAAAUGUAAUAGACAAAAAAUGUGACCUAAAAGUGAUUCAUUGAAUGCAUAAAAAAAUUGUCUCACUUGAGAUGUUUUAUGUGUCAGUUUUACUUUUGUUUAUGAAGCUUUACAAAAAGACGAACACUUCAAAAAUCGCCCGGAAAGAAUAAACUCUUUCAAAACGGGGAUUAUUUCUUGAGUUCAAAACUUGUCAGUUGAAGACGAUGUUUCGUUAAAUAUGUACGUUACUAGUACGGAAGCAUCCAUCUUUAAAAAACGUAGUAUUGUGAUUGGUUCGUGCAUUACAUUGUAAACAAAGCGUGGCUUGCCCGCUUGGAUGUUGGCAUGUAUUAUGCUUUUGACGAAGGCACAGCAUUAAAUUAAGGUCAGUGAGCCUGUUUGACCUUUGA
Patiria miniata (bat star) is the source of this 9035-nucleotide messenger RNA. Its product is annotated as ankyrin repeat domain-containing protein 17-like. Gene Ontology annotation, cellular component: cytoplasm. The record is from RefSeq and is a predicted model, not a curated record. The transcript has 31 exons. Gene Ontology annotation, biological process: innate immune response. NCBI's taxonomy places the organism in Eukaryota, Metazoa, Echinodermata, Asteroidea, Valvatida, Asterinidae. Gene Ontology annotation, molecular function: protein binding; RNA binding. The coding region runs from base 160 to 7623 and encodes 2487 amino acids.